AUGUCCUCCGAUGCGGCGACUUUGCCAUCUCCACCAAACAUACCACCGUGGAAGGACAGCCGUCCUUACUCGGUGGGGGAUACCAUGCAUUCCACACAGGUCAGCAGACCGGGCUACUCAAAUGGCACUCCUGUCUCGCGCCGCCCUCGAUUUCCGAAUAUCAAAGACCUGCAGGAUCAGGCUGCUUCAUUAAAUGUGAAUGAUAGCACACCAAUCAAUCAACUCCUGAGAACGGCCUCCGAGGCAAUCGAACAGGCCCUCACCCUUGUGGAGGAUAAUUACCCUGACAAGGCUUACAUACAAUAUCUCCGCGCCUCUGAAAUCACCAUCAAUAUCAUUCCCCAUCAUCCAGACUAUCGAACCACGGUCAACCAGCGUCCUGGCUGGUACAAGGAGUUUGCCGAUCUCAUGAUGUCGGUGCGGACUAAACAAGGCACCAUGGACACGAUCAAGCAGGAGAUCAUUGAAGAUAACAUGGCAAGUGGAAUGCAGCCCACAGGUGGAUUUGCGUCAAGGUCACCACAGCAAGCUUCUGCAACACCUAGGAGCCGCGAGAAUCAGCAGUCUGGGACAGACUCGAUUAGAAUGCCGAGUCCGGGUCAGUUUCAAAGAAUACCCGACCCUCAUUCGCAUACCCAAAGAUUCUCCAGCCCCCCGGAUGACAUGCUCGCGCAGCGUUUUGCCAAACUUAAGGCAUCCCCACCUACGAACCAAUAUGAGUUAGGUACAAGUCCGGCCGGACCGGGAAGCCCGACUCUAGGAUCUGCAGAUACUCCACUUCAUCCGUCCAACGCGGCCUCGGGGCAUUACAGCUCCCCACCGCCAAGACGCCCAUUAGGACCUCGUGGCAUGGGAUCAUCUUCCAGUGUGCCAACUAUCCCUCCCAAAGUUCCUCUUAACACCUCGCUCCCACGUGCCCCGGACCCAGCUUAUAGCCCUAUUUUCACCGUUCCCUCGAAGCCUCACUCGAAUCCCCCAAGAACUUCCACCGAGAGCACACGAUCGGUCAAUCCGAGAUAUUCGCAAUUCACCAGCUCUCCUCACAGGAGUCCGAGUCGCGGAGGCUUCGAAGAAAAUCCGUAUAGGUCUCUGACACCUAAUGGUGUGAACUCAGCGCGAAGCGAUUCACCGGAUCUGCCAUACAGCACUGCAAUCACUGCUCAGAGUCUACUUGAGAACCUGCGGAAGUUCAAUGUGCUGCUCAUUGAUGUUCGGUCUCGGGACCAAUAUGAUAAUGGGCAUGUAUAUGCAAAGUCUAUCAUUUGCAUCGAGCCUGUGGUCUUGAAAGAGAAUGUGUCCGCCGAGGAACUUGAGGAGCGUCUUGUUGUUUCCCCGGAGCACGAACAGACCUUAUUUGAGAAACGGAAUGAAUUUGAUCUCGUGGUCUACUACGAUCAAAAUGCUGAUUCCGUGAGUUAUCUCGCUGGUUCGCCAGUGGGGACAUCUGCACCGCAUCUAAGAGCUCUACAUGACACUCUCUACGAGUUUAAUGCAUACAAGCCUCUCAAGGGCGGGCGGCCUCCCGCUCUUCUUCUUGGUGGACUGGAUGCAUGGAUCGAUCUCCUUGGCCAACAGUCACUCGCCACAUCUUCGACCGCUGCUGUCAUGAGUUCUCUGCAGGCCAGAAAGCCCGUACCCCGUCCUGGUCGAGGAUUAGGAAGAGUUCCUACAAUGGCUAGCGCUAAUUCAAGCCUGGAAGUUCGGAAACGGCGACUUCGCGAAUUUACUCCACUCAACUCGAAGGAGUUAUCCGAGUGGAUGGAGAAAUCUAAAAACGAGGAGAUCGAUACAAGCACAUACGGCGAAGAAGAACUUGAGGAGCUCGAGGAAUCCACGCAAGAGCCUCCGACUCCAUUUGUGCAUACAUAUGAGGCUUUCUUGCGUCGAUUCCCCGAUCCACACCAUGUUCAGCAAUCUAUGACGCACCCAGAUGCUCGUCCGCCGCCUGGCCCUGCUCCAAAUUAUGCUGCACAAAUGCCGGUGGCACCGUCACGGCCAGCUCCUGCAGUCCCACGUCCCAGCUACAGCGGAGUUUCUGAUGGCCGGCAUAUCCAACCCCACCUGGAGCGACAAAACUCUGCAAGCAGAACAGCUCUUUACAUGCCAACCUCUAACCUUGGCCGUCUGAAGCUUCCGCGUACCGGUUUGACCAAUUUUGGUGUCACAUGCUACAUGAACUCUACCAUCCAGUGCCUCAGUGCGACGGUCAUGCUGAGCAGGUUUUUUAUUGACAACCGGUUCCGUUACUAUGUGCAGAAGAACUGGAAAGGAUCUCAAGGUGUCAUGCCAGGAUUGUAUGCUAAUCUCACUCGAUCUUUGUGGAAGAAUGAUGUCGAGGUUAUUAUGCCAACUUCCUUCCGAAACUUCUGUGGGCGAUUGAAUCGGGAAUGGGCUAUUGAUCGACAGCAAGAUGCAAAGGAGUUUUUCGAUUUCGUGGUGGACUGCCUCCAUGAGGAUCUCAAUAUCAAUUGGCAGCGCACACCCCUACGACCCUUGACAUUCUCAGAGGAGAUGCAACGAGAACGAAUGCCGGUGGGCAGAGUUUCUAAAAUUGAAUGGGACCGGUAUUGCCAUCGCGAGGAGUCGUUCAUUUCUUCGCUCUUUGCAGGACAGCAUGCUAGUCGAUUACGUUGCACAACGUGCAAAAAGACGUCUACCACCUACGAGGCCUUUUACAGCAUCAGUGUCGAGAUCCCGGUUGAAGGCACGGGUGACAUCUAUGACUGUCUCCGAAGUUAUUGUAAAGAAGAAAUGCUAAGUGGCGACGAGGUCUGGAAGUGCCCGCAUUGCAAAUGCAAGCGGAUGGCCACCAAACAGAUCAUCAUCACACGAGCACCCCAGAUCCUAGUUGUCCACUUCAAGCGGUUCUCCGCAUCCAAAACCCAGAGUGCGCGAAAGAUCCAUACCCCCAUCGAAUUCCCACUCCACGGUCUCCGGAUGGAUGACUUUAUCAUCUCAUACCCGAGUGCCGCCCCCCAGGAUCCCCGGGCUCCGCCACCCAUGGGCGCCACCGUUCCGCCGUUUACAUAUGAUGCCUUUGCCGUACUCCGGCAUCUCGGAUCUUCAAUGGGAAGCGGACAUUACAUUUCUCUGGUCCGCGAUGCGGAGCGGCAAUGCUGGCGGAAAUUUGACGAUGAGCGAGCCACGGACUUUAACCCCCGGGACCUCCGAUCACGGGAUCGACUGCAGAACGAGCAAGCGUAUAUUGUGUUUUAUGAGCGAGUCCCAGCGAAAUGA
This is a messenger RNA of Penicillium antarcticum, 3237 nucleotides long. Its product is annotated as putative ubiquitin C-terminal hydrolase. Gene Ontology annotation, biological process: protein deubiquitination. The record is from RefSeq and is a predicted model, not a curated record. The coding region runs from base 1 to 3237 and encodes 1078 amino acids. Gene Ontology annotation, cellular component: cytoplasm. Gene Ontology annotation, molecular function: cysteine-type deubiquitinase activity. NCBI's taxonomy places the organism in Eukaryota, Fungi, Ascomycota, Eurotiomycetes, Eurotiales, Aspergillaceae. The transcript has 2 exons.